Gilbertella persicaria is the source of this 1407-nucleotide messenger RNA. RefSeq lists its product as uncharacterized. Gene Ontology annotation, biological process: negative regulation of transcription elongation by RNA polymerase II. The coding region runs from base 1 to 1407 and encodes 468 amino acids. The record is from RefSeq and is a predicted model, not a curated record. The transcript has 5 exons. Gene Ontology annotation, cellular component: nucleus; NELF complex. Lineage: Eukaryota; Fungi; Mucoromycota; Mucoromycetes; Mucorales; Choanephoraceae.
AUGUCUGGAAACAAAAAGCAGCUUAUUGGUCCUGUAGAAGAAGAGAUAAGAACACUAUUGUCACAGUCAGGAGACCCUUUAGAGGCUAUUCGAGCUAUUCAAAGAGACUAUGGACUUGAUCUUGUCGGUAUCGACGAUAUGUAUCCCUUGCUUGACUUGUGCGGUUGUAGCCGCUUGGAAAUUCAUAGUGCUUGCUUAAAUGCCCUCAAUAAGGCUAUUGUUGAGCAUAUCGAGAAACCUAGUUUUCAACUCGAAAAUUUUUAUGAUUUAUUCAACAAAACGUUUCCUUAUAUUCACAUCCCACUUAUGCAGCCUAUUCCUAUGGCACUUUUAAAGAAAUUUGAAAGACACAUUGAAGAAGACAUCAUUGAGAAGCUCAAGAGUGAUAUGACUGUAUUUGACAACUGUCCUAUGAAUAUCAAACAGCGUGUUUGGAAGCAAGAUGAAUCAUUUUUUCAACAGACUAUGAUUUCUUUAUUGAAUGAUUAUCAUCAUGAUGAAUCUCUGCAGUUACUAGCACUUAAUUUAAAGCCUGACAGUUAUCAAGAAAUGAUUGAAGAAAGCCUGUGUUCUUUGCGUGUAGAUGUAUUGAUGAAUUUUCAUGAUAUGGAAAGCCUUCAGGAAUGCUUUGACAAUGUCAGAAAUGGUUCACCACUUUAUGCUGAUUUUGCUAUGGUGUUGAUGGACCCUAUGAUUUCGAACUUUUUAGCAUCCACCAUCAUUAAAUGGCUAAGAAACAAUGUCGAGAAUAAUUUACAACGAGACAAUUUAGAAGAACUUACAAACUACAAUGCCAAAUUACUCAACCUGGCUGAAAAUGCACCUAAAGCAGUAGCCAACAACGCAAAGGUUCCCAAACUAGAUAAGGACUUAAAAGAGAACUUUUGGAAUGCCAUUUGCAAAGUCAUGCUGGAAGAAGGACACGAUCGAACACACCCUAUGGCUGAAAAGACAUCCAAUGUCAUUCUAUCUUUAUUAAAGCGUACAGACAUUGCUCGCAAAGUGUUUGUGCAUUAUUUAGUGGAACGUGUAUUUGAAGGCGAUAUUGGAACACUGCAUCGAUGCUUACCCUUGCUGCUUCAAACAUGGCCUACUGAUCUAGAGGAGGAUGUUACUAUUUAUCGACAAACCUAUCUGAGUUUUGUCAAGACCAUGAUUGACAUGAUCAUCAAACGUUAUUUAAUCAACUGUGUAGCAGAAGUGCAAUGGAGACAAGUUAUUAUGGAAGGUUUCUUGCUGAAAGUAGUUGCUUGGGAUGGCCGUAUACAUGAACAAAUGAUUCGCUUUUUGGCAGAAUUCUUUAUGGAUCCUAAAGUCCUCUUGAAACUAGGCCCACAAGUCGCUAUUCUGGUCGAAUGGGCCGAUAUUAUUGUGACACAUGGUUUCAAGGAUGACAAGGUAAAGUAG